Molecule: messenger RNA, 588 nt
Organism: Neopelma chrysocephalum (saffron-crested tyrant-manakin)
Lineage: Eukaryota; Metazoa; Chordata; Aves; Passeriformes; Pipridae
Product: olfactory receptor 14J1-like
Exons: 1
Biological process (GO): G protein-coupled receptor signaling pathway
Cellular component (GO): membrane
Molecular function (GO): olfactory receptor activity
Source: RefSeq, a predicted model, not a curated record
AUGUGCUACGACCGCUACGUUGCCAUCUGCAAACCCCUGCACUAUGGGACCCUCCUGGGCAGCAGAGCUUGUGCCCACAUGGCAGCAGCUGCCUGGGCCACUGGGUUUCUCUAUUCUCUGCUGCACACAGCCAAUACAUUUUCCCUGCCCCUGUGCCAGGGCAAUGCCCUGGGCCAGUUCUUCUGUGAAAUCCCACACAUCCUCAAGCUCUCCUGCUCACUCUCCAACCUCAGGGAAGUUUGGCUUCUUGUGGUUAGUUGCUGUUUAGGGUUUGGUUGUUUUGUUUUCAUUGUGUUCUCCUAUGUGCAGAUCUUCAGGGCUGUGCUGAGGAUCCCCUCUGAGCAGGGACGGCACAAAGCCUUUUCCACGUGCCUCCCUCACCUGACCGUGGUCUCCCUGUUCCUCAGCACUGGCAUGUUUUUCUACCUGAAGCCCCCCUCCAUCUCCUCCCCAUCCCUGGACCUGGCCCUGUCAGUUCUGUACUCAGUGGUGCCUCCAGCACUGAACCCCCUCAUCUACAGCCUGAGGAACCAGGAGCUCAAGGACUCUUUGAGGAAAAUGAUGGCUGGCUUUAGAGGCAAUAAUAAA